Molecule: messenger RNA, 1866 nt
Organism: Diabrotica virgifera virgifera (western corn rootworm)
Lineage: Eukaryota; Metazoa; Arthropoda; Insecta; Coleoptera; Chrysomelidae
Product: pupal cuticle protein 36-like
Exons: 3
Coding region: 46-1704 (552 amino acids)
Source: RefSeq, a predicted model, not a curated record
AAACAAAUGCAUCAGUCUCACUCUACUUAAUUUCAGUUAGUGAACAUGAAGAUUCUGAUUUGCACCUUAUUGAUAGCUACUGUGCUAGCAGAAGAAGCAUCAAAAAAGAAGCGUGGAUUACUGCUUGGAGGAGGUGGAGAUGACUUUGGACACGGUGGUGGAUUUGGAGGACAUGGAAGUGGAUUAAGUUUGGGAGGACAUGGCUUGGGAGGUCAUGAUUUUGGAAGCAGUUUGGGCGGUCAUGGUAUAGGGGGCGAUAUAGGGGGACACGGCGGAUUUGAUGGAGGAUUUGGCGGAGGCAUUGGAGGAGGUGAAGGUCACGUCAGCCACAUUACGCUUCACAAAACAGUAAAGAUACCAGUUCCUCAGCCUUAUCCUGUGCCUGUUGAAAAGAAGAUCCCAUAUCCCGUUAAAGUACCAGUGGCAGUAAAAGUUGACAAACCCUAUCCCGUCCAUGUUCCCAAACCAUAUCCAGUGCAUAUCGACAAACCCUAUCCAGUGAAAAUCGUUAAAGACGUACCUUAUCCAGUCAAAGUUCCGUAUAAAGUACCCGUCCCAGUAAAAGUGCCAGUACACAUUCCAAAACCUUACCCUGUACCAGUUCCAAAACCAGUUCCAGUUCAUGUGCCAGACAUAAAAAUCGUAAAGAAACCUGUACCCGUUGUUAUCCACGCCGGUCAUGGAGGUGACAGUUAUGGAUCCAGUGGACUUGGAGAUCAUGGAUCCAUAGGGCUUGGAGCAAGUGGUUUAGGAGGUCACGAAAGUUUCAGCGGAAGUGAUCAUUUUGGAUCUUCAAGCUUCAGCUCAAGUGAUUUUGGAGGGCACGGAAUUUCAUCUCUAGGCGGAGGAUAUGGUCAUCACGUUUGCACCUUGCUGAUAGCCACUGUGCUAGCAGAAGAAACAUCAAAAAAGAAGCGUGGCUUACUGCUUGGCGGAGGAGAUGAUUUUGGUCACGGUGGAGGAUUUGGAGGACAUGGAAGUGGAUCAAGUUUGGGAGGACAUGAUUUUGGCAGCAGUUUUAGCGGUCAUGGUGUAGGGGGCAAUCAAGGAGGACCCGUAAGUUUUGACGGAGGAUUUGGUGGAGGUAUUGGAGGAGCUGAAAGUCACGUCAGCCACAUUACACUUCACAAAACAGUCAACGUACCAGUUCCUCAGCCAUAUCCCGUUCCUGUCGAAAAGAAGAUCCCAUACCCUGUUAAAGUACCAGUGGCUGUAAAAGUGGACAAACCCUAUCCCGUCCAUGUUCCCAAACCAUAUCCAGUGCAUAUCGACAAACCUUACCCAGUUAAAAUCGUUAAAGAUGUACCUUAUCCUGUCAAAGUACCAUACAAAGUUCCCGUCCCUGUAAAAGUGCCCGUACACAUUCCAAAACCUUACCCAGUACCAGUACAUAAACCUGUUCCAGUUCAUAUACCAGAUAUCCAAAUCGUAAAGAAACCUGUACCUGUCGUUAUCCACGCCGGUCAUGGAGGUGACAGUUAUGGUUCCAGUGGACUUGGAAAUCAUGGAUCCAUAGGACAUGGAGCAAGUGGUUUAGAAGGUCAAGAAAGCUUCGGCGGAAGUGAUCAUGUUGGAGUAAGCAAUCUAGGAGGACACGCAAGUUUUGGAGGAAGUGGUCAUUUUGGAUCUUCUAGUUUUAGCUCCUCUGAUUUUAGUGGUCACGGUAUCUCUUCAUCAUUAGGAGGAGGAUAUGGUCAUCACUAAAUUCAGGCAAAUGUUUAAGAUGUAUAUUAAAAAUAGCUCUGACCAAAGAAGACAGAGAUUUUUUUUUAAUAUGUGUAAACAGAUUAUUCUUGUUCGCAACUGUGAUAUCGACUGUAUCAAUUCUUUAAUUUAUGUAUUCUAAUAAAGACUCAUUUUUUAUUA